UGUCUGUCCUGGGUGGAUGAGACUGCUGAGGUGUGGGGGCUUCUUGCGAACUGGAUCCCCGUGCAGGGUGCGGGGAGUGGCUGGGGUGUGGCUGGGGCACAGGGGUUCCUGCUGACGGCACCCCGCAGGGCCAGCCCCUGGUGAGGAGCUGCGGCUGACCUUCCCGGUACGGGACGGCGUGGUGCUGGAGCCCUUCCGCCUGCAGCACAAUCUGGCUGUCAGCAACCAUGUCUUCCAGCUGCGUGACUCUGUCUACAAGACCCUCAUGAUGAGGCCUGACCUGGAACUGCAGUUCAAGUGCUACCACCACGAGGAUCGGCAGAUGAACACCAACUGGCCGGCCUCUGUGCAGGUGAGUGUCAAUGCCACACCGCUCACCAUCGAGCGCGGUGACAACAAGACCUCCCACAAGCCGCUCUACCUGAAGCACGUCUGCCAGCCCGGCCGGAACACCAUCCAGAUCACUGUCACCGCCUGCUGCUGUUCCCACCUGUUCGUCCUGCAGCUGGUGCACCGGCCCUCCGUACGCUCGGUGCUGCAGGGGCUCAUCAAGAAGCGCCUACUUCCCGCUGAGCACUGCAUCACCAAAAUCAAACGCAACUUCAGCAGUGGGACCAUCCCAGGGACCCCAGGGCCCAACGGUGAGGACGGUGUGGAGCAGACGGCCAUCAAGGUGUCCCUCAAGUGCCCCAUCACCUUCCGGAGGAUCCAGCUCCCAGCCAGGGGUCAUGAUUGCCGGCACAUACAGUGCUUCGACCUUGAGUCGUAUCUGCAGCUCAACUGUGAGAGAGGGACAUGGCGGUGUCCUGUCUGCAAUAAGACGGCCCUGCUGGAGGGCCUGGAGGUGGACCAGUACAUGCUGGGCAUCCUGAUAUACAUCCAGAAUUCGGAACAUGAAGAGAUCACCAUUGACCCGACCUGCAGCUGGAAACCCGUCCCAAUCAAACCUGACAUCCACGUCAAGGAGGAACCGGAGGGACCGGUGCUGAAGCGGUGCCGGACACUCAGUCCUACUCACAUGGUGCUACCCAACAUCAUGGAGAUGAUUGCAGCCUUGGGGCCCAGCUCUGUGCCCUUCCCGGCACUGUCACAGCCUCCGGCAGGGGCUGCUGCUGACUACAGCACCCCGGGUUCCAGCUUUCCAGGACCUGGGGGCUUCCCAGAGCCUUUCCCUCCCCCUGGCGCCCCUGGCACCCCAACGCUGAGUGACUUCACACCAGGCCCCCCCUCCAUCUCCUACCAGCCCAACAUCCCUGGCAGCCUCCUGGCCCCUGAGAAACCCUCUGUGCCCCCUCUGCCCACACAGCUUCCCCCAUCGGGACGGAUGGAGCCAUCCCACCCCCCGGUGCAGCCAGGGCUGCACAGCACCCCCUCAGGCAUCCAGCCAGCCCCCAUGCUGCACCCUCGGAGCGCAGUGGCACGGCCUCCUCUGGGUCCCCCAGCCCAUGCUGCUGAUCUCGCCUUCCCCCCUGCGCCCAGCAUGGCCACAGCAGGUGAUGGCUCGGAGCCUGCCCUCGACCUUCUGCCUGAGCUGACGAAUCCCGAUGAGCUGCUCUCCUACCUGGGGCCCCCCGACCUCCCCAGCAGCAGCAAUGAUGACCUCCUCUCCCUCUUCGAGAAUAACUGAGCCAUCCUUGCCCCCGCCGGGGCUGGGGGGCAGCACUGCGUGCCCCUGCCCACCGCAGAGCUGGGACGCCCCACUAUGGGGGCUUUCUCAAAGGCCUGCGAUGGAACAGAUGGGCUGAGCCCCCCCCCAGAAGCACAAGGCUGUACAUAGUGUAGAAACACUACUGCUCCCCCCCCCUGCCCUCGAUACCUCCCCGUAUUUAAAGGCAAGUGCGUCACUGCGGGGCUGCCCGUGCCCCCAUAUCAAUGUGCAAAUGCUGCUGCCCCUUGUACUGCAUGGGCCUGGUGUGGGUUGAGGGGCUCAGCCCCUGCUACCCCCAAGCCCAGUUGCCCUGUACAUCCCCGAUGGCUAUUAAAGAAUCCU
This is a messenger RNA of Manacus vitellinus (golden-collared manakin), 1990 nucleotides long. It is a transcript of the gene ZMIZ2, whose product is annotated as zinc finger MIZ-type containing 2. Lineage: Eukaryota; Metazoa; Chordata; Aves; Passeriformes; Pipridae. Bases 266 to 1627 code for a protein of 453 amino acids. The record is from RefSeq and is a predicted model, not a curated record. The transcript has 10 exons. Gene Ontology annotation, biological process: protein sumoylation; regulation of transcription by RNA polymerase II. Gene Ontology annotation, molecular function: SUMO ligase activity; zinc ion binding.